UCUCUCUCUCUCUCUCUCUCUCUCUCUCUCUCUCUCAAUAUCUCAACCAUGGCUUUAGCCACGAAAACAACGUUGCCUUUUCUCCUUCUUCUUCUUCUCGUAAUAUCAAUCUUCAUAACCCCAUCAAAUUCAGCUACUGAUUCCUUCGUUUUCGGUGGGUGUUCACAGCUGAAAUACACGUCAGGCUCACCUUAUGAGUCCAACGUCAACUCGAUACUCACUUCCCUAGUCAACUCAGCCAUGUUCACCUCCUACAACAACUUCACCAUGCCAGGCUCCACCUCUCAGGACACCGUUUACGGCCUCUUCCAGUGCCGUGGUGACCUCAACAACGGGGACUGUGCCCGCUGUGUUGCUAAAGCAGUGAGUCAACUCGGAACCCUUUGCCUUGACUCAACGGGUGGCGCGCUGCAACUCGAAGGGUGUUUCGUGAAAUAUGAUAAUAUAACCUUUUUGGGUGUGGAGGACAAGACUGUGGUGGUGAAAAAAUGUGGGCCGUUGAUUUCGUCUUACUCGGACGCGUUGACGCGGCGUGAUGCGGUGUUGGGUUACUUGGCAGCAAGCGAUGGGACCUACAAGCCGUUUCGGGUUGGCGGGUCAGGGGACAUACAGGGUGUGGCUCAGUGUGUAGGUGAUUUGAGUCCGAGCGAGUGCCAAGAUUGCUUAUCGGAGGCAACUGGACGGCUCAAAACUGAGUGUGGGGCAGUCAAGUGGGGUGACAUGUACUUGGCCAAGUGCUACGCGCGGUACUCGGAAGGUGGAGACCACUCCCACGGGGAAAAGGAUACUAAUAAUGAUGAUGAUGAGAUCGAGAAGACACUAGCAAUUCUAAUCGGACUCAUUGCUGGAGUUGCUUUGAUCAUAGUAUUUGUAUCAUUCUUAUCAAAAGUGUGUGAGAAAGGGAAAGGUGGUAAAUAAACAAACAAUUUCAGGAUGUCAUGUAAACCUCUGCAUCUGGUAUAUUGUUUUUGCUCCUGGUGGACCUUUAGCUGCACUUUUGUUUUUGUGGUCUUUGACUUUUCUCUCUCUCCUUCUCCCUCCCAUCUCUUUUCCUUGAUGUUUCUUUCAUGCUCCCUCUAAAGAAGAUCUCAAAUUAAUGGGGUUGAUAGGAAAGAUGUUUAUGGAAACAGGUACCUUGAAACAAGUGAAAAGAAAGUUGCAGAAAGAUGGAAAAAGCCUAAUGACUCUAAUAAUACCCACACCCCACUUGAGCUUUUUAACCAUGCUAGCUUGUUUCUGGGUGUAUAAUUAGUAAACACUUUUGUGAAAAAAGUGCUCUUUGUGGUGCUGUAGUUAGUGCAUUUUGUUGGGUCUUAUUAGAGCUUUUGCUAACUUUCCAGUAUAUUUUGUUUGCAAAAGCUUGAAUUCAUCUAUACUUUAGAUUGUAGCAUACUUGUUUAUUAAACUUCUGUUAAUUCAAUGUUCAAUUUGCUCUGUAUUUGCAAACACUACUUGCCCCCACUUCCAUUUUAUGUAACUUUAUAGUAUUAAAUAUUACUCCAAUUCAAAAACAAUA
Messenger RNA from Theobroma cacao (cacao), 1516 nucleotides. It is a transcript of the gene PDLP6, whose product is annotated as plasmodesmata-located protein 6. The record is from RefSeq and is a predicted model, not a curated record. Gene Ontology annotation, biological process: defense response to bacterium. Gene Ontology annotation, cellular component: plasmodesma. NCBI's taxonomy places the organism in Eukaryota, Viridiplantae, Streptophyta, Magnoliopsida, Malvales, Malvaceae.